This is a messenger RNA of Andrographis paniculata, 1055 nucleotides long. RefSeq lists its product as uncharacterized. The transcript has 2 exons. The record is from RefSeq and is a predicted model, not a curated record. Lineage: Eukaryota; Viridiplantae; Streptophyta; Magnoliopsida; Lamiales; Acanthaceae. Bases 481 to 861 code for a protein of 126 amino acids.
AAAGCCGUCAGCCAUGGCCGGCACUGUUGGUGGCGGUGGCUCUUGGUGUCCCCAUGAGAAAGGGGAAAAAAACAAGAAUGCCCCCAAUUGGCAUUGCUACAUCUUGAAAUCAUAGCCGUACGAAAUUUUGGUGUUUGACUUUCGACCAUUAGAGUCAUCGCCAUCACAACAUUAUUAAAAAAUGAGAAUCUUGCAGUCAGUGAGGGGAGAACGACAGGGGCCACUCAUCUGCUGUUUUAGUUGACUUCUAUUUAAAAGCGUGGUCGCACUUCAGGUUGUCGUCAGAAGUCACAGCCAAAUGCAGCAGUAAAUAAAAAUAAUUGUCCUCCUCAGUCCUCACCGACGAUGACGAUGGUGUCCUGUAAAAAACUUAAAACACAUCUUUGCUGUUCUCUUCUCCACAUAACUACUGCUCCAUCUCCAUCAUUAAUGGCCUAUGUGAGAUUAUUACCCAGCUGAUGAUAAAUCCCCCACCCACACAUGCAGUGUCAGGAAAAUGGCUGCCCUGGGAAGGGAAGGGAAGGAAUGGCUGCGAUGAACAGAUCAUCGUAUGGAUACUCGAGAGUGGAUAAUGAGGAUCCUGAGGAAGCACAGCACAGGCGGGCACAGUUCUUGAUCUACAAGUCUAUGCAGAGGGCUGAUCAAGCCGGGAGGCGGCGGCGGCGGCCGUCGUGGCUGAGGGUGAAGAUCUCAAAAUUGAGGAUCAAGAUUGGGAAGAGACUCAAACGUCUGACAUCAGCAGUGUUUUCUGCCAAGAUGGACUUGUGCAAGCACGUUUCUUGUGUGUUCAGGUCUUGCAAGACGAGCUUGUUGCCUGCCAGACAUGUCAGGACUCUCCCUGCACCAUCUGUCUGUUCUUGAGUCUUAGUUAGUUAGUUAAAUCCUUUUUGUAUUGGAUUGGAUUGGAUCGGAUCACUCAUUUUGUUAAUGUUCUGUUUUGGGUGUUUUUUUUGUCACAAAGGAAGGGUGGCAUUUGUGUGGCCAUAGCCUUGUUUAUGUUAACCAAUCAAUGGCUACUGUCUGAACUCUGAAGUGAAGAAGACAAGUUUAAUUCA